UAAAAAUCCAUCAGUCAUUCAAUUGUGAGCACCAGGUCGUGGUGGCAUCGCAGUUCCAGCGAGCAGUCCGCUCGAAGGCUGCGGUACGACCGGUCGCACGCGACCGCAAACCGCCGACAUGCGGCCGCUUUACCUGCUCCUGACAGUGCUCCUAGUGGUCGGCGCGUCCGCCGAAGACGCCUUCCGCCUCGUCAUCUUGCACAACAACGACAUCCACGGCCGCUUCGAGGAGACGGCCCGGAACUCGGGCACCUGCAAGGACAAAACGCCCGCCGGAGGGGCGAAGGAUGCGGACGGGUGCGUCGGAGGAUUCGCGAGGACGGCGCACGAGAUCCGGAAGUACCGGGAGGCGGCGAAGACCGGGGGCAGUCCGGUGCUGUUCCUGAACGCCGGGGACACGUACGUCGGCACCCCCUGGUUUGCGGUGCACAAGUGGAAGAUCAGUGCGGAGUUUCUGAAUGCUCUUAAGCCUGAUGCUGCGUCACUGGGCAACCACGAAUUCGACUUUGGCGUGUCAGCCCUCGCUCCCUUCGUCGAAGCCGCCGAAUUUCCCCUAGUAGCCGCCAAUCUCAACUUCGAAAAAGAGCCUUCACUCAACAAAGUCAACAAAUCAGUGGUACUGGAAGUAACAGGCCGAAAAGUAGGCAUCGUGGGCCACCUCACCCCCGACACUACCCUCAUGUCGUCACCCGGAGGCGUCAUAUUCCUCGACGUUGUCGACUCCGUGAAAAAAGAAACCGAACAACUGGCCAAAGCAGGCGUCAACAUAAUCAUAAUUUUGGGGCAUUCGGGGUACGAAAUGGACAAAAAAAUCGCCGCGGAAGUACCUCUAGCUGACGUGGUUGUUGGAGGCCACACUAACACGUUUCUGUGGAAUGGGGCGCAGCCAGACACCGAAAAACCCGAAGAUUUGUACCCAAAGGUUGUGGUACAACCAAACGGGAAAAAAAUACCGGUGGUGCAAGCGUACGCCUACACGAAAUAUUUGGGGCUUUUGAACACCACGUUCGACAAAAACGGCGACUUGGUGGACUUUAAAGGUCAACCAAUUUUUCUGGACACUGAUAUCCCUCAAGAAACAGAUUUUUUGAAUUUGUUGGAAAAGUACCGACCGGAAGUUAUCGCGUUAGACAAAAUGGUGGUGGGAAAAUCUACAGUACUGCUGGAUGCUACUUCCAACAAGUGCAGACAUGUUGAAUGUAAUUUAGGUAACAUGAUUGCGGAUGCUUUUGUGUACUAUAUGGCUGCACAAUACGCCGGUCCCGGAUGGACUGAUACCCCCAUAGCGUUGGUAAAUGGUGGUAGUGUUCGAACAACCAUCGACCCUUCAGUUAGGGGCGGCAAUAUCACCAGGGGAGAACUCAUGGGCACUUUACCCUUCGAAAACCAAGUGAUUACCAUAACUUUGAACGGCUCCUCCUUAAUUAAAACUUUAGAAAUAGGUGCAAGAAGUAACGGAGAGACUUCUAAAGGAGAGUUUUUGCAAGUUUCUGGUCUUCGCGUGGUGUAUGAUUAUAGUAAACCGAGCUAUUCUCGAGUAGUGUCGGUGAAAGCAAGGUGUGGAACUUGCAGAGUUCCAAUUUAUGAACCUGUUGUUGCAGAUAAAUUGUAUAACAUUGUGACUCUUAGUUUCCUGGUGGGCGGCGGCGAUGAUCACUAUAUUAUAAGAGAUGCAGAUAAUAAGAAAACUCAAGAUUUGGCAGACGUUGACACCGUGGUUUGGUAUCUCAGUAAACAGUCGCCGGUUUACCCUGAAGAACAGGGUAGGAUCGAGUUUAUUGAACACAAGGAGAGUGACAAAUCUUUGGGUAGCCGGAGGAUAGGUCCCACGGUUUUGUCCUUAAUGUAAUAAAAGAAUUUGAAGGAAGAACAGUUUUAAUUUUCUCUUGCUGUGAUAAAUAAAGCUAGAGAAUUGAGUGAAGCAGGUUAUGCAACCAGUUAUACAGUUUCCAGUAAACUAUUUUUUAUCUUUGUA
Molecule: messenger RNA, 1975 nt
Organism: Zophobas morio
Lineage: Eukaryota; Metazoa; Arthropoda; Insecta; Coleoptera; Tenebrionidae
Product: protein 5NUC-like
Exons: 3
Coding region: 119-1849 (576 amino acids)
Biological process (GO): AMP catabolic process
Cellular component (GO): plasma membrane
Molecular function (GO): 5'-nucleotidase activity; metal ion binding; nucleotide binding
Source: RefSeq, a predicted model, not a curated record